CAUUUUAUAAAACUCAACCUCAGCAACUUAUCAUCAUCAUCAACAACCAUCAUCAUCGGAGGCUAUGCUUCGUUCAAUCUCAUCUUCAAUCAAACCACCUCUCUCAAAACUUAUCAAAUCUCAACGUGGCUUUUCAACUACUCAAUCAUGUUCUAAAAUCAUCUCAACCCAACCACUCAAAGCUUCUCAAGCACCAUCCAUCAUCUCAUCCGGAAAAUAUCCUAUCAUCGAUCAUGAGUAUGAUGCAAUUGUCGUAGGAGCUGGUGGGGCUGGUUUGAGAGCCGCCUUUGGACUUGCUGAGGCUGGUUUGAACACGGCUUGUAUCACCAAAUUAUUCCCUACUCGAAGUCAUACAGUCGCUGCUCAAGGUGGUGUCAAUGCUGCGUUAGGUAACAUGACUGAGGAUGAUUGGCGAUGGCACAUGUACGACACUGUAAAGGGUUCCGAUUGGCUGGGAGACCAAGAUGCAAUCCAUUACAUGUGCAAGGAAGCACCUCAAGCAGUCAUCGAGCUCGAGCACUUUGGUGUGCCCUUCUCUCGUACCAAGGAUGGCAAGAUCUACCAACGUGCUUUUGGAGGUCAAUCCUUGAAAUACGGAAAGGGUGGACAAGCAUACAGGUGCGCGGCUGCCGCGGACCGAACCGGACAUGCCAUCCUUCACACACUUUAUGGUCAAUCAUUACGACACAAUACAAAUUUCUUCGUCGAAUUCUUUGCACUCGACUUGAUCAUGGAUGAUGCCGGUCGAUGUGUGGGAGUGACAGCUUACAACCAAGAAGAUGGAACGUUACAUCGGUUCAGAGCUCAUCAAACCGUUCUUGCUACUGGUGGUUACGGACGUGCUUACUUCUCAUGUACCAGUGCUCACACUUGUUCUGGUGAUGGUAAUGCUAUGGUCACAAGAGCCGGUUUACCCUUACAAGAUUUGGAAUUCGUUCAGUUCCACCCUACUGGAAUCUACGGUGCUGGUUGCUUGAUUACUGAAGGUUCUAGAGGAGAAGGAGGUUACCUACUUAACUCUGAAGGCGAACGAUUUAUGGAACGAUACGCACCUACCGCUAAAGAUCUGGCUUCUCGAGAUGUCGUAUCACGAUCCAUGACGAUUGAGAUCCGCGAAGGUAGAGGAGUUGGACCAGACAAAGAUCACUGCUAUCUUCAACUAUCUCAUUUACCUCCAGAAGUUCUUCACGAGCGAUUACCAGGAAUUUCUGAGACUGCUGCUAUCUUUGCUGGCGUUGAUGUCACAAAAGAACCUAUCCCUGUCUUGCCAACUGUGCAUUACAACAUGGGAGGUAUUCCUACCAACUAUCACGGUCAAGUGAUCACUCAAGACUCCAAGACCGGGGCAGACAAGAUUGUGCCUGGGCUCUACGCAGCAGGUGAAGCAGCUUGCGUAUCCGUCCACGGUGCUAACCGUCUCGGCGCAAACUCUCUACUCGACAUCGUCGUGUUCGGUCGAGCAUGCGCCAAACACAUUGCUGCUAACCUUGAACCGAACCAACCUCACGCCAAGAUUGCUGAGGAUGCUGGUAUGAAAUCGAUUGAUGAUCUUGAUCGACUCAGAAAUGCCAGUGGACCUAAACCUACCGCCGAGAUCCGAAGCGAUAUGCAAAAGGUGAUGCAAAGUGAUGCGGCUGUCUUCAGGACUCAAUCCAGCUUGGAAGAGGGAGUCACAAAGAUCAACAAAGUGGUAGACUCUUUCAAAGAUAUUGGAGUGACUGAUCGAAGUAUGAUCUGGAACACUGAUUUGGUUGAGACACUCGAACUCCGAAACUUAUUGACUUGCGCUGCUCAGACCAUGGCAUCUGCUGAAGCUCGAAAAGAAUCACGUGGAGCUCAUGCUCGAGAAGAUUUCCCUGAAAGAGAAGAUGACACCUGGAUGAAGCACACUUUAUCAUGGCACGAACCUGAAGCUGGCAAGCCUGUGAAAUUAACCUAUCGGGAUGUGAUUAGCAACACAUUAGAUGAGAAUGAGUGUAAGAGUGUUCCACCUUUCAAGCGAACAUAUUGAAGAAACCCUCGCAACAAGUUUUCAAAAUCAUUUUUUUAACCAAAAUUCAAGAGACAGACAGAGAGAAGAUCACACUAAAAAGAGUUUUUUCUUUAAAACUUUCCAUCACUCAAAUGUGUUGUGUAUUCCACUUUUUCCAUAUUUUGUUAUUACAUUUUUUUUUGAGUGUCAGAUUUUGAAUUUGUUUUUUUUGAUGUAAACAAUGAAUUCAAAAGUUUACACAGGUGAUUUCUUUUAUGUGCAUUGAUUUUUUUUCAAUUUUGUUUUUGGUUGAUUGAAAAAGAAAAAGUUAUUUUUUUUGAGCAUCUUUUAACCAGAAAGAUAUUUUGAUAUAUGGCGAUAUGUGUAGAUAAUUGAUGUUAUAUUGCAUCAUUGGUACGGCGUU
Melampsora larici-populina 98AG31 is the source of this 2396-nucleotide messenger RNA. RefSeq lists its product as uncharacterized. The transcript is spliced from 8 exons. The record is from RefSeq and is a predicted model, not a curated record. Bases 65 to 2011 code for a protein of 648 amino acids. NCBI's taxonomy places the organism in Eukaryota, Fungi, Basidiomycota, Pucciniomycetes, Pucciniales, Melampsoraceae. Gene Ontology annotation, molecular function: electron transfer activity; succinate dehydrogenase (quinone) activity; flavin adenine dinucleotide binding. Gene Ontology annotation, biological process: mitochondrial electron transport, succinate to ubiquinone; tricarboxylic acid cycle.